Molecule: messenger RNA, 2233 nt
Organism: Suillus bovinus
Lineage: Eukaryota; Fungi; Basidiomycota; Agaricomycetes; Boletales; Suillaceae
Product: nucleoside phosphatase family-domain-containing protein
Exons: 3
Coding region: 195-1880 (561 amino acids)
Biological process (GO): nucleoside diphosphate catabolic process; protein N-linked glycosylation
Cellular component (GO): membrane; Golgi apparatus
Molecular function (GO): UDP phosphatase activity; GDP phosphatase activity
Source: RefSeq, a predicted model, not a curated record
AGUUGUACCAAAGUGAUCUUGUCAUUGAACAACCACGAGUCAUUCUAGUACUACUUACCGUCAGGUUUGAGUAAAUACUUACACCAGACCAACUCGGCUGCCGACUCGCCAUUACACCAUUACAUCCUUCAGGUCACUCUACGUCCGUCGACCUCAGGCACGAGGCCCGUGCUCGCAGGCUCUCGACAACUGAUAUGUUUACCACGUCAACGAGCAGCAACUAUGAGCGUCUUGAGGGCGGCUUUGGUCCAGGUCGUACGACUAAGAUGCUAGCAUGGAAAAAGUUCGCAAUUGGCGCUGCAGUGCUCAUUUCCGUGGUCUGGUUUUUUGGACCGAGAUCAAGCAUAGAAUUGAUACCUGACUCGCCGAUGCCCGGAAUAGACGAUGCUUAUCCCCCAGCUUCACAUAUACCGACAACAACAGCUCCUUCGAAUCCAUCAGAGGAUAAAAUUGACAUUCACAAGACUACUACUACCUCGCCACCCUCCAAAACCUCCUUCCCUACCUCCCCUGAAACAGACCCAGACCUCCUCAAAACUGUGCACUGUACUUCCCCGCAUUCUCCUUCCCUCCCUCUUGUGCAGUAUGCCCUCAUGAUUGAUGCUGGUUCUACUGGCUCGCGCAUUCACAUCUACAAAUUCCACAACUGCGGGCCCUCGCCAACAUUUGAGUACGAGGUUUUCCGCAUGACUCAACCAGGGCUCUCUUCGUAUGCAGGACUUCCAACAGUAGCGGCAGAAAGUCUUGAUCCUCUCCUUGACGAAGCCAUGAACGUGGUACCAGAAUCCCUGCGUGGUUGCACGCCCGUCGCUGUUAAAGCCACCGCUGGGCUUCGACUUCUCGGCGCCCGCCAAAGCGAAGACAUUCUCAAAGCAGUGCAUGACCACAUCUUCUCCAAAUAUCCCUUCCCGUUCCCCGAUAAGGAUGGUGUGGUUAUCAUGGAUGGCAAAGACGAGGGCGUUUAUGCGUGGAUCACUGCGAACUAUCUUCUCAAUACUAUUAGAGGUGAUUCGCCCGAGGACGAGCCGCCCUAUGCUGUACUCGAUUUGGGUGGAGGUUCCACGCAGAUUGUGUUCGAACCCCAGUUUGGCGAUGAGAAAGGCGAUGAGAGUCUUAAGGAGGGCGAGCACAAGUAUGAGCUUGAGUUCGGUGGGGCUAAGCGAGUGUUGUACCAGCACUCGUAUCUUGGAUAUGGCCUCAAGAGCGCUCGAGAGAGCGUACAUCGCGUCGUCCAAUUCAUGGAUUCUCUGAGGUCUAGCAAGAAUGGCGGUAACGAUCGGAUAAAAAUGAUUCACAAUCCAUGCUUGGCUCAGGGGUCGGUGAAAGAGGUGAAGCUUCCUGCGGGGGACGGCGAUGCCAUGACAGUGACGAUGACGGGAUCGGAUAUUGGCAGUUUUGAGGCUUGUAAUCGUGUCUUGGAGCUUGUCAUGGCAAAGGAUGACGUUUGUGAACUCAAACCUUGCUCUUUCAACGGUGUUUACCAGCCAUCACUCCUGGACGCCUUCCCUAACGGAAAAAUCCUUCUUCUCUCGUAUUUCUUCGAUCGGGUCACUCCAUUGCUUUUAGCAGGCUCGUCACCAGACCACCCCCAACCCCCCAUGUCAAUCUCAACAUUCGCUACGCUUGCUAAACGGGUCUGCGCAGGACCUACCAGCUGGGAACAGUACUGGGGUGCAUAUCCCGAUAUCAUGGAGGAACUCGAAGGUCGACCAGAGUGGUGCCUUGAUCUCAGUUUCCAGCACGCCUUGCUGGUCCUUGGCUACGAGUUUAGUGAUGAUCGGGAGGUGCAGCUUGGGAAGCGUAUUGAAGGCACAGAACUUGGAUGGUGUCUUGGUGCCACGAUAGCGAUCGUGGGCGGAAAUCUACGUUGUCGGGUAUAGGUGUGUGCCCAAAAGAACAGUUGAGUGGAGUCGUCAUAUCACAAAGUAGCAGUGGACUUUUCAUUACACGUUCAAUAUGCAGCGCUCAGCUCUGCAACUGGAACACGUAUAAUUUAUCUGAUUCACGUCUGACAUUUUGCUAUGUCUGCUCUAAUUUCAUCCAGUCUCGCAUGCGCAGACCGUACGCGGGAGGUUUAGGCAUAAUAAUAUCUUCCAGAUCUUCCAAAGAUGAGAACUUGUCUGAGAUCCUCUAGGCGACAGUGCGGGUACCGUACCCCGUCAUUGACAGGCGGCUAUUCCCGGGCGUAAUCAUGAUGAGGUACCGCGUGAACCAUUCCAAGUAAACUUCUGAU